CCAAAUGUCAUGGCUGACGAAGAAUCAAGUGCCCGAUCCAUCAAAAAGGGAAGCUUGUUACCUGACGACUCCCAGAGCAGCACAACUGAGUCCAGCAUGCUGCUGCAGAAGCUGAAGAACGCUAUCUCCAAAUCCGUGCAGAACAAAGUCGACUCUAUCCUGCAAGAUGUGCAGAAGUUCUCUGACAAUGACAAGCUCUACCUCUACCUCCAGCUGCCAUCAGGGCCGAGCCUGGGAGAGAAAAGCAGCAGCCUGGAUCUGAGUUCGCUGAGCACAGCCGAGUACAUGCACGCAUGCAACUGGAUCCGGAACCACCUGGAGGAGCACACUGACACCUGCCUACCCAAGCAGGACGUCUAUGAUGCCUACAAGCGAUACUGCGAUAACCUCUGCUGUCGCCCUCUCAGCGCUGCCAAUUUUGGGAAGAUCAUCCGUGAGAUCUUCCCAAACAUCAAAGCCAGAAGAUUGGGAGGCCGAGGACAAUCGAAGUACUGCUACAGUGGGAUCCGGAGGAAGACGGUGGUCAGCUUGCCACCCCUGCCUAGCCUGGAUCUCAAAGUGACAGAGACCCAGUCAGAGCUGACGGAUCUGGUGCAGUCCUACAACAGCGAGGUGAUGGAGGCAGCCUGCGCCCUGACCUGUGAUUGGGCCGAGAAGAUCCUCAAACGCUCGUUCAACAACAUUGUGGAAGUGGCCCAGUUCCUUAUCCAGCAGCACAUCAUCAGCUCCCGCUCGGCCCGGGCUGACCUGGUCAUGGCCAUGGUGGUCUCAGAGAGUGCAGAGAAGACUCACCGGGACAGUCGGUCUCUGCUAACAGCAAAGAAGAACGGCCUGGAAACCUCGGAGAGCAGUGACGGGAGCCAGGGGCAGAGCAAGAAGGAAAGUGGCUCCAAGCCUUCUGUCUCGCCCCGGACUGAGAAGAAGAAGCCCCCUGAAGCCCCCAAGCCCAUGAGCAGCCCCCAAGUGAACGCCCUGGUUGCCCGCCUGCCCCUGCUCCUGCCUCGCAUCCAGCCAAGGGACAGACUCCCGCCCAGCGACGCCAUGCCGCUGAAGCGGAGGCGCGGGCGGCCGCGGAAGAAGCUGGAUGAGGGGGGUGCCCAGUCCCCAGAGGAGGCUCCGUCAGGCACUGAGGAGGCAGCAGGAGGGAGCGAAGCGCUCUGGCUGGACUCCGUGGACAGGGCAGAGCAGGAGCAGACUGUGACGCGAGGCUCAGACAUUUCCACAGGUGGCCGAGGGGUGCGCAACCCCUUGUCCAGAGAGACAGGAGACCAUUGCCAUGGAGCAUAUCCAGGUGCUGAGUCCGGGAGCAGCACACCUGGCAAAGGCACUGCUGCCAGCCACGUUGGGGACAGCCCAGCAAAAGCCUCCCUGCCCUCCCAGGUGAGCGUCAUCCAGGACGGCAGGUCCAGCAUGAAGGUCCACGCCAGAGCUGGCACCCAGGAGCUGGAGGAAGACGUGCAGACAAGCCCAGGAGAGGAGGGACCCCUCUCCUACCCCCUCGCACAGCGACAGACAGACAGAGGCUGGGAGAAGUCCACUCUUGCUGCCCCCUCCCGCGUUGCUGCCUGGGAGCAGCGCUGCCGCUGGCUCCCCGUGGUUUGA
Molecule: messenger RNA, 1602 nt
Organism: Struthio camelus australis
Lineage: Eukaryota; Metazoa; Chordata; Aves; Struthioniformes; Struthionidae
Source: RefSeq, a predicted model, not a curated record